AUGGAUAUCUCUGAACAAGAACUCGCUUUUGGUGAAGAUCAUGCCGAGGAAGAAGCUGUGCAUUUUAGAAAAGUGCUCAACACUUUCGCGCUUUAUAAAUCUUACGCGUUAUCUUCAAAUAAUCGUCGUCGAACAGAUUAUCAUUCACUUCCAGAACGACAUAAAGCUUUAUUACCUGAUUACUUAGAGAAAUUGAAUAGAGUAGACCAAUCAAUUGUAAAAAAUUAUAAAGUGGUGAAAAAAAUUCUAACAGAUGGCCGAUUAUUUGAGAAGAAUGAAUAUUCGACGAAUGUAGAGAUUGAUGAAGCAUCAGCAACUGAUGAUGAUAAUGAAAUGUCUUCAGCUUCGUCUUCGCAAGUUACUGAUUUUGAUAUGGACAAGUUACGAAGUACGAUCAAACAGUUUGUGAGAGAUUGGGCAGAAGAAGGAAAAGUGGAACGUGAUGCUGCGUAUUUGCCUCUAAUAAAUGAAAUCGAUGAAUUUUUUAAAGAUGUUCCUCAAGAACAAAGAUCUUCGGUGCGCAUAUUAGUCCCCGGUGCAGGGUUAGCUCGAUUGGCUUUUGAUAUUGCAAAAUUAGGCUAUAGUUGUCAAGGAAAUGAAUUUUCCUUCUACAUGUCGUCCGAAGAUCAAUUAAAGCCGGUAUUCAUUCCAGAUGUGUUACCCAGUGAUUUGCCUUCAGACGCUGAUUUUUCCAUGGUUGCUGGGGAUUUCGUCGAAGUAUAUGGAAGUGAUGAGCAAGCAGAAAAAUGGGAUUGCAUCGUGACCUGUUUUUUUAUUGACACAGCAAAGAAUAUUGUGGAAUACAUUGAAAUAUUUCAGCGUAUCUUAAAACCUGGAGGCUUGUGGAUAAAUAUCGGACCAUUAUUAUAUCAUUAUGAAAACAUGCCUGACGAAAUCUCAAUCGAAUUGAGUUUAGAACAAGUAAAGGAAGUAGUCAAAAAACUCGGGUUUGAAUUUCAGAAGGAAAAAAUGAUCACCACCACUUAUACAGCAAAUCCAAAAGGAAUGCUUCAGUAUUUAUACGAGUGUGCAUUUUGGUCUUGUAUAAAAAAGUUGCCCGGUUAA
This is a messenger RNA of Ambispora leptoticha, 1065 nucleotides long. The record is from the annotation of a GenBank genome assembly. NCBI's taxonomy places the organism in Eukaryota, Fungi, Glomeromycota, Glomeromycetes, Archaeosporales, Ambisporaceae.